AGUAGGUUCCAUGGUCGGAGUCUCAGAGAUUAGCAAUAGUUUGCACCAAGUCAAAUGAAGCAAAUUGAACCAGUUUAACCAGGGCAUAUCCCUGCUUGAACCUUGACGAGAACAUCCUUGAACUGUCUUCGAUACCGACCGAAAUCAUAAUACUGUUCGACCGGAUGGCCGAGAAAUAAAUUCCUGUGGGAUUCCUUAUUCAGGAACUACACUCUAUUUCUCGAAGAAUAUUGAACUGAGGAAACAACAAAAUGACCCCUUACUGCAAGAGGAGACUCAUGAUAUUGCUCACUUUUACAGGGAUGAUAAUGUACUUUUCAUUUACUCUGAUGUCUUUCUCGAGGGAGAGCAACGUAGCCCAGCCAUUCCCUCGACCAAGCAAAAAUACGGGCCAUGAUGACGGCGCUUCUAGAAUUGAUUCAUUACAUCAUGAACGGGAACACCACGUCUUUCAAUAUGGGAACACCACCAAAUUUAGCGCUAACACUAGUGAUUCGUCUCGCGGCUCCCCUUUCAUCUUGAAGCAACCAGUGGCUGGUUGGAGGCAGCGACCUCAGAAACACCUUAAAACAGAAGCUAAAGAUCACCACGUACCAUUGUCAAAACGGAAAUCCGUAGCGGUUACGACUGCGAGAAUAUCUCAAGACAUUUUGACAAAUCUGUCACUCAGUUUUCAAGCUUCUCAACUCCGUUUCGAAAUGGAUAUGGCAAAGUAUGGUCAGCAGGAGAUUGGGCAGCCAGUACGGUACACGAGAGAGAACAUUCCUGCAGAUUUACGUGCCCUGGCACCAAGUUUAUUCAGCCAAUUUCCGCGGAAAUUCUUACCUGAUUACAAGAGCCCGUGCUGGAAGUUUCAUAACGAAACCACCAGCCGGCUCAGCUGUCUACCUUACUUCUUCAUCGGGGGAUUCCCCAAAUGCGCCACCACCGAUCUCUGGGGUAAGCUGAUGACCCACCCAGCCCUUGUGAGAACCCUAAAGGAACCUCAUUGGUGGACAAGGACUAACUUUGAAGAGAAAAAAAUUGAAACAUACGUUCGUCGAUAUAAUAACUUAUCGAAGGAAAUGACUUCUAAACAUCAGAAAGAUCUCAUCACAUGUGACGCAUCUGCACUGACGUUCCAGGAUAACAAGGCAGUGAUAGCUCGUAUGCCGCCCAAACUCAGAGAGGAAAUCAAGUACGUCACAGCUGAUUUUAUCAGGGCUGCCUUGCCCGAUCUCAAAAUCGUUGGCAUUAUACGCGAUCCAACUUCGAGGCUCUACUCGGCUUACCUUUAUUUCGCCGAGCACAAAAAGAGUCCCACAUCGCCGGAGGAUUUCCACGUCAAAGUGGUGAAGGCGAUGGAGGAGUUCUACAAUUGUACAGAUAAUCAUGAUCUCCGUUUCUGUGCCUAUCAUGACGUGGUACCGCACAUAAACAUCGGGUGCUAUUCCUUCUACAUCCGAGAAUAUCUGGCACGGUUUCCCCGGAACCAGCUUUACUUCUUACGCACAGAAGACUGGUCAAAAGAUCCUGCUCAUUAUAUGAAAGAAAUAUUCUCAUUUCUAGAUAUUGAUCCUAUGUCUGAAGAAUACCGACAUAAGGUUGCACAGGCGGGGAAGCUGAACCGAAGAAAAGCACGCGACAGGAGAGUUGGGCCGAUGUUACCACAAACGAAGAAACUCUUGGACGAUUUUUACAGACCUUGCAACAAAGAUUUAGCCAAACUUCUAAAUGACGACAAAUAUCUCUGGCAGAUAGGCACGUAAAGUGUAGUGAC
Molecule: messenger RNA, 1759 nt
Organism: Strongylocentrotus purpuratus (purple sea urchin)
Lineage: Eukaryota; Metazoa; Echinodermata; Echinoidea; Camarodonta; Strongylocentrotidae
Product: carbohydrate sulfotransferase 15
Exons: 8
Coding region: 252-1748 (498 amino acids)
Biological process (GO): hexose biosynthetic process
Molecular function (GO): N-acetylgalactosamine 4-sulfate 6-O-sulfotransferase activity
Source: RefSeq, a predicted model, not a curated record